Suillus bovinus is the source of this 345-nucleotide messenger RNA. RefSeq lists its product as uncharacterized. Lineage: Eukaryota; Fungi; Basidiomycota; Agaricomycetes; Boletales; Suillaceae. The annotation marks the transcript as partial. The transcript has a single exon. The record is from RefSeq and is a predicted model, not a curated record.
CCCGCGCAAUACACAACACAAAAACUCACCAAUUUUAAAUACAUAGAAUUAUGGUACUUCUCCCCUGAUGGUUGCAAGGAUGCUCUCAGAUCUUCAUGCUCCAUAGCCGAAAACAACCUGAGCAUCACAAGGGUAGACAACCAGCUCACUUUGCACCCAUCCUUAGCCUUCAAAGUGUCCAAGGCAGCAAUUGCGGACCACAAACUCCCAUUCUCAACAUUCCUAAGGGUGAAGAACCUGUUCCUAGUCCAAAUCAGCAAGGCAAAAUGGCCCCAAUCACACAUCAACGCCCUCUCACUGUUCUUCUGGCACCUCAAGAAUCACUCAAUCCAGAACGACAGGUGA